AAUGGGAAACCAAACACCAUUCUCCUCGAUUUCCUUUUCUCAUUUCCUUUCCCCAUUCCUUCCCUUUCCCCUACUCAUUUGCAAGUUGGGCAUUCGACAAGUACUAGUCUCCUUAAGCAAACCCUCGAGUCCUCCCUCCCGUCCCCGUCCCCUUUCCCGCAUCCUCUUCCUCUUCUCAAAGCCGAUGAUUGGAUUGACAUGGGAGCCGAAGCUCCCGUCUUUCGGAACCGCCUCUUCUUCCUCUUCCUUUGGGACUCGCAAAACCCAAACCAAUCUUGAAGGGAGCACACUGUAUAAACCCACCUCCGAGCUCAUCGAUGGCUUGUAUGUUCCCCCAAACAACCCUAAAAAACUCAACAAAAUUCUGAGGAAACAACUCAAAGAUACCACUGGCUCAAAUUGGUUCGACAUGCCUGCCACAGUUGUUACGCCAGAGUUGAAGCAGGAUCUUCAGUUAUUGAAGUUGAGGAAUGUCAUGGAUCCAAAACGGCAUUAUAAAAAGGGUGAUUCUAAAUCGAAGACAUUGCCCAAAUAUUUCCAGGUGGGUACUGUAGUGGAGUCAGCAUCAGAUUAUUUCUCUGGUAGGCUCACUAAAAAGGAGAGGAAGAGCAGAAUUGCAGAUGAGCUACUUGCUGAUGGCUCCCUUGCUCAAUACCGGAAGCGCAAGGUUAGAGAAAUUGAAGAGCAUCAGCGUCCUGGUGGGAAUGAAAAAUGGAAGAUAAAGGGCAAAUUCACUCUAAAGCGUGCUAAGGAAAAGAGACAUUUGGCAGAACGGAGUCAUGAACCGUCUAGAACUGAUAAAAAGCGCUUCAAAAGAAUUUAAAGUUGUGAAUUGAGACAGGACACUUUAAACAAGUUUCUCGGCCGCCACUACUUGGCAAUUAGCUCAAAGUUUUGCUGCAUAACCUGAUGGAGCAGCUACAGGCAGUGAUAUCUUAUAGAGUAUAGAUUAUUCUUGUGUUUAUUAGAGUUGAUCAUCUUAUUUUGCUGAAGCUGGUGGACUACUGAUAGUAUGUUAUAUUACAGUUGUUCUGUGGACGACUUGAGAUAGUUUAUGUAAAAUUUUUGACAGUCCCAUUUGUUGGUGCAAGAUUUGUGAGUGAUUGGAUUGAUAAUUGAUAUGC
Molecule: messenger RNA, 1124 nt
Organism: Spinacia oleracea (spinach)
Lineage: Eukaryota; Viridiplantae; Streptophyta; Magnoliopsida; Caryophyllales; Amaranthaceae
Exons: 5
Coding region: 2-823 (273 amino acids)
Biological process (GO): RNA processing
Cellular component (GO): nucleolus
Molecular function (GO): RNA binding
Source: RefSeq, a predicted model, not a curated record